Molecule: messenger RNA, 2406 nt
Organism: Gryllus bimaculatus (two-spotted cricket)
Lineage: Eukaryota; Metazoa; Arthropoda; Insecta; Orthoptera; Gryllidae
Source: the annotation of a GenBank genome assembly
AUGUUACUAUGAUAGUAUCUCGGUGGGUGCUAGUGUUCGCGAAUGUAUGUAUGGGAAUAUGAUGUAACGUGAUCAUUCUUUGUUGUUGAUUGUCAUUUGUAGUAGUCUUUAAAGUCGUGAAACGGCUAGUCUGGUGUUUAAAGAACAUCCUUAUGUAAAAUUAAUCGUUUGAAAUUUGUAAAAAUAUACCGUAGUAAUGGUGCAUUCGUCAAACAGUAAAGAUCCAGUUAUUGGACUUCCACCUCAUUACCUUCAUGAACUACCCCUGGAAGACGAAGAGAGAUUGGAAAAUUUAUUCAGAUCUCUGGAUAUCGAUGGAAACGGGAAAAUAGAUAUCCAUGAUUUGUCAAAGGCGUUAUGCGAGACAGGAGUACAUCACAAAUAUGCUCAGAAAUUUCUGGAGCAGUCAGAUCAAAAUAAAAGUGGUGAUAUAUCUCUGGCAGAAUUUAUUCAUUAUGUUCGUGAGCAUGAAAAACAAUUACGACUUCAGUUUUCCAGUCUGGACAAAAAUAAAGACGGAAAAAUCGACGUGGAUGAACUUAUUAAGGCUUUUAAGGACUUAGGUGUAGAUAUUGACAGAAAGGAGGCCACAAAUCUUCUUUUAAGAAUGGAUCAGGAUGGAAGUCUCAACAUUAGUUUUGAUGAGUGGCGAGACUACUUGCUGUAUGCUCCCAGCACUGAUAUCAUUGAACUCAUCAAGUAUUGGCGGCACUCCACGUACUUGGAUAUUGGGGAGGAUAUGAAUGUACCUGAUGACUUCACCCAGAAGGAAAUGACGACUGGAAUGUGGUGGAGACAUUUAGUAGCUGGUGGUGUCGCGGGAGCUGUGUCUCGAACUUGUACUGCCCCCCUAGACAGAUUAAAAGUGUAUUUACAGGUGCAUGGUACCAAGCAGACAGGCAUAAAAACCUGCCUCAGUCACUUGUUAAAAGAGGGUGGUGUACGGAGUUUCUGGAGAGGGAACGGAAUAAACGUUGUAAAAAUUGCUCCAGAAUCAGCAAUUAAAUUCAUGGCGUACGAGCAAGCAAAGCGGAUUAUUCGUGGGAACAGCACUAGAGAAUUGUCCAUUUACGAACGAUUCGUAGCUGGUUCAUUGGCUGGUGGUGUUAGUCAAACAGCAAUAUAUCCACUGGAGGUUAUGAAAACGCGUUUAGCCUUGAGGAAGACGGGGCAGUAUAAGGGAAUACUGGAUGCCGCCACAAAAAUUUAUAGGAAUGAAGGUUAUCGCAGUUUCUACAGAGGUUAUGUGCCUAAUUUGUUGGGCAUUAUUCCUUACGCUGGAAUAGACCUUGCAGUGUGUUGGGGUGGUGGAGGAAGCAUUUGGCGCAGACAGAAGGUCGUUGGCAAUAAGACUGGAUGUGGUGAGGUUGCUGACAAUUUGUGGAGAGAGACUCGGGCGGAGGGGAUGUAAUCUUCAAUUUAAUGGCAUGUCACAUUUAUCUGACACUAAAAAAUUCUUAUCUUCGUCGCCACAAUGAUGGCGAUACUCCAAGUGUUUUUCUGUUGCUGACCUGUGGAACUAUCUCUAGUACUUGCGGCCAAGUAUGCAGUUACCCAUUAGCUUUGGUGAGAACUCGUUUGCAAGCCCAAGUACUAACGGCUGGUCAUAGAGUUCCACAUACCUGCACAAUGACUGGAAUUAUAAAGAAUAUUAUCCAAGAAGAAGGAUUUUUGGGUCUAUAUCGAGGCAUUACUCCCAACUUUUUGAAGGUUGCGCCUGCAGUUAGUAUAAGUUAUGUUGUUUAUGAACGUUCACGACAAUCCUUGGGUGUUAAUAUGACAUGAUGCUUAUGUUGAUUAGGAAAAGAUUGAGUUAAUUUCAAAUAAUCAUCUGCUUUUUUAAGACUACGGAAUAAUAUGCCUUCCUAUCAUUACCAGGUCUGUAAUUUAUUAUCGCGCACUUCGACUUAACUGUGAAUGGUUGUGAUUCCUUUCAGUUAUGACUAUAUUACAGCUAGUAAAUUAAAACUAUUUGAAAGUAAUAUAUGACAUUCUAUGACUUUGAUGUAUUUAGUAAUUAUAAUUGUCUCUAUUUGUUACAAUAUGGAUAUAAAAUAUUCGAAAAAGUACCCAACAAUACAAGAGAAAUCUCUGUACUUUGAAUUGUGUGAGUGUAUAAAGAGCAGUUUUCUGCUCGUUUAUUAUUUAUAUAUUUAUUUAUUUAUUGUCGUGUAGAUAAACAUUGUUACAUGAAUGGUCAAUGUUCAUUCAUAUUUCCUUAUAAAUUCAUAAUUAUUUUAUGAAAAAAGUGUGUUAAAAAGUCCAAACAAAAAUACAAUGUUGUUACAUAAUUUGUUUUGAUGGUAAUGUCUCAUUGUAUGCAUGCACAGAAAAUAUGUAUUAUUUAUCUGCAUGAGAAUAAUCUGAAUUAAAAAAUCUCCAUAUGCUCACCACUGCCUCUUGGUC